Molecule: messenger RNA, 10999 nt
Organism: Portunus trituberculatus (swimming crab)
Lineage: Eukaryota; Metazoa; Arthropoda; Malacostraca; Decapoda; Portunidae
Product: probable chitinase 10
Exons: 52
Coding region: 162-10469 (3435 amino acids)
Biological process (GO): chitin catabolic process; carbohydrate metabolic process
Cellular component (GO): extracellular region
Molecular function (GO): chitin binding; chitinase activity
Source: RefSeq, a predicted model, not a curated record
CAGUCGGUGCCCGCGCCGCUGUCUUGCCGCACCGCAACACUCAUCUCUGUGCCGGUGCUGCUGCCGGUGCUGCUGCUGCUGCUGCUGUGAUAGUUGGAGCUUCCUGGAGUGGCUUCUAGAUCUCAGCACACAGGAGCGUGAGGAGGGAGGUGGCCAGGAGCAUGGGGCCGCUGCAGGUGGUGGCCGUGGUGGUGGUGGUGGCGGCGUGGGGCGUGGAGGGCAGCCAGCGAGAUGAGGAGUUAUGGCGCCAAGGAUACAGGCCCGUCCCAUUCGAAUUCCGCCCACCCCCACACGUUAUAGACAAGAGUCGCCGCCCGGAUUUUCAUACCACUUUGUACAUGCACCGGAUGAGUCCCGCUGAGGUACACCUUAGGCACCGAGGCCCAGAGCCCGUCCCUGCCGCCCCCGCUGCCGCCCCGCCCCUGCCCGUGAGCUACAAGCUACCAGAGCCCAUCGUGCAGGGCUUCAGCAGGAGUGCCAUUGAGGCCCAUCCACACAGGACCAACACACUCGUCUCCCGCUACUCCUCUGCUCAGUUCCCUGAGGAGGAUGUGGAUUACUAUGUGCCAUGGGCGAAGUUCCAGCGAGGGGCAGUGGAGUGGGUCCCAGUGGAGGCCCUGCAGUACAUGUCCGAGGUGCAGGAGGAGGAGAAGCAGAGUGAGGAUGUUGCAUUCUCCAGGAGUGCUGUGGAGUCGUACCCACGAUUCCCCACGCCCUAUUCUGGAGGUGUUGAGGACGAGACUGCCAAGGCAGUGGUGGUGGAAGCAUCAGAGGCCCUUGGCGAGAAGCUUGGCUGGGCAGGAAUCCGCGCAUCUGUCGAGUCACCACCAAUCUUCACUCCUGCUCAAGACCCUGAAGAAGCCAACCCACUCCCAGUACAGCUGAACAGUCGUCCCUAUGGCAUGUGGUCCGAGCAGCUGCUAGGCAUUGACACAGGAAAGGAUGACAUCCUAGACCCAGUACUGUACCAGCACGAGACAGAACACAACGAUCGAGACUCCAUGUCUGGUGGAGACUUUGUCAAUUAUCAGGCAGCCAUCAGGAGUCAGAACGGAGACUACAAGCUCCUAUGUUACUACGGAGGAUGGGCAGUGUACCGGGAGCCUCCAUUUGACUUUGGUGUUAAGAACAUUGAUCCAUUCUCCUGCACUCACCUCAUUUACUCCUUUGCUGGCCUGAAGGAAGGAGAGCUGACCAUCACCUCCCUUGACCCUGAAGUGGACAUUGUCAAAGGAGCUUUCAAGGCAGCGGUGGGACUGAAACAACUCAACCCGAACCUCAAAGUACUCAUUGCUAUCGGUGGGUGGAAUGAGGGCGGCAAGAAGUACUCGGACAUGGCCAGCACUCCUGCCAACCGCAAGAAGUUUAUCCAGUCAGUGGUCACUUUCCUGAAGGAGCACCAGUUUGAUGGCCUGGACCUGGACUGGGAGUAUCCAGGAGCCACGGACCGAGCUGGAAAGUGGGCAGAUAAAAAGAACUUUGCUGAUCUUGUGGAUGAACUUCACACUGAGUUCAUGCCAUACGGUUGGCUGCUCACUGCUGCUGUGUCUCCUGCCGGGUUCCGCAUCCAAGCUGGUUAUGAUGUCAAGAGAAUCUCCCAAAAACUGGACUUCAUCAACAUCAUGACAUACGACUUGCGUGGCCCCUGGGACGGCAAGGCAGACCACCACUCCCCCAUCACCUCCAGGCCCUCUGACACCUGGGCCUUCAAAGCUCUCAACACCAAGGACGGCAUUCAGAAGUGGAUCGACUUGGGAGCUCCGAGGCAGAAGCUCAUCAUGGGUAUUCCCUUCUAUGGGAGAACCUUUACACUCAGCAACCCAAGCAGCACCAAUCCAGGCUCCAGGGUGUCAUCGGGUGGCACAGCGGGAAUGUACACAAAGGAACGUGGCUUCCUGGCGUAUUAUGAGCUGUGCAACAAAGUGAAGGACAGCCAGUGGACCAAGCACAAGGAUGCCGUGGGUGGCCCGUACAUCACCAAAGGGAACCAGUGGAUUGGCUAUGAUGACCCCAUGUACAUCAAUAAGAAGAUGGACCUGGUGAAGACUAUGGGCUUGGGAGGCGCCAUGAUGUGGGCCAUUGACCUGGAUGACAAUGUUGGAGUGUGUGGAUCCAAGUGGCCGCUGCUGAGUGCCAUGCGUCGCGGUCUCGGCCUUCACAGUGUUUCCAGCUUCAUACCUCCCGACCCAAGCCCCGUCAUCACCACAUCCAAGCCAGCACCAACCACAACUGCCACCACCCCAGCGCCUGUCGUAACGCAGCCACCCACAGCAUCCACUACAGCCUCCUCCACCACCUCCACUACCACCACAACUACCACUACUACCACUACCACAACCACCACCACUACCACCACCCCAACCACUCCUCCCUCCACCUCCGUGACCCCAGCAUCACCACAGCAAGUUGAUACGACAAGUGGGGUUACUACACCACCACCGUCACUCAACACUACAGUGGCGACUCCUGCAUCUUCCUUCAAGUGUAAAGGCCCAGGGUAUUACCGUGACAAACAUGACUGCGCUGUCUACUACGUAUGUGAUGAGACUCUAGUGCCCCAUAGGUUUGUCUGUCCCAAUGGCCUUGUUUUUGAUCUAAUGCGACGUAUCUGCAACUGGCCGAGGCACGUUAUUUGCGGGGAAGCCUCAGCACCAAUCAGAAAGUUGAGGUGCAUAAGUGACGGCCUCUACAGUGACCCGUCUGACUGUCGUAUGUUUGCGUGGUGUCGCGAUGGCAUUGCUCAGAGAGUCUCCUGCCCGCAUGGAAUGUUCUUCAACCCUAGGACAGGUGUAUGCACAGAGGAGGGCCAGAAGUUCUGUCUGCCCGGUGAGAGUCUGAGAAUCAACACAGAGACCCUCAACCCACAACCUCUCACCAAGAUGGCCGGUGAAUUAAAAGUGGUCUGCUACUUCACCAACUGGGCAUACUACCGACCCGACCCUUACAAGUUUUCCCCAGAGAAUGUUGACCCAUCCCUGUGCACUCACAUAAUAUACGCAUAUGCCUCACUCGACACUACAGACCUCUUCAUUCGCUCCUUGGACCCUUACCUGGACUUUGAAUAUGAGUUUUACAAGCGACUGCUGAACCUGAGGAACCAAGCACCGGGGCUCAAGGUGAUGCUGGGCCUGGGUGGCUGGGUGGACUCAAGCAGUGACAAGUACUCUCGUCUUGUCAAUAACCCCAAAGCCAGAGCCAAGUUUGUGCAGCACACCACUGAGGUCCUCACUGUGUAUGGCUUUGACGGGCUUGACUUUGGGUGGAUGUUCCCUCGGUGCUGGAAGAUGAAGUGCACUAGUGGACCACAGUCUGAUGUCCAAGGCUUCACUGAUCUCAUGAAGGAACUAAAGGCCUCCUUCCAACCACGUGGGCUGAUCCUCUCCGCUGCCGUCUCCUCCUUCAAGAAGAUCAUAGACAUGUCGUAUGAUGUGCCGGCGCUGUCUUCUGCGGUGGACUUCCUCAAUGUGAUGACGUAUGACUUCCAUGGUGCCUGGGAGAGGAUGACUGGCCAUGUGUCUCCCCUCAUGGCCAGGCCAGAGGACAAGUUUGCAAGUCAGAACUCAGAUUACGCCAUGAAUUACUGGGUGGGCAAAGGUGCUGAUCCUGGGAAGCUUGUGAUGGGCAUUCCCUUCUAUGGCCAGACCUUCACACUGGCUGACUCUAGGAAUAAUGGUCUCAAUGCACAAGUUACCAAUGGUGGUGACCCAGGCCCAGCCACUCUGCAGCGAGGAAUGAUGGCUUACUUCGAGAUCUGUCAAGCAGUCCGCACACGGGGCUGGACCAAGGUGGUGGACACGACUAAGGCCAUCGGUCCUUAUGCUCACAACGGCAACCAGUGGUACAGCUAUGAAGACCAGUUCUCUGUCACCCACAAGGCACAGUACAUCAAGAAUAAGGGAUACGGCGGUGCUAUGGUGUGGGAUCUUAGUCUUGAUGACGUCCUGAACAGAUGCUGCUUGGAAUCCAUGCCUCUGCUGCGUGCUAUUAACCGUCAACUGCGGAGUGUGCGGUACCCAGAGCCUAGGCCAGGUGGAGGUGACUGCACAGGGCCCCAACAAGCUGCCACACCAUUCCCUCCCAGGAGAACCACCACCUAUGCAUCAGAGACCCUGGGCACAAAGGUCACCGAGUCACACUAUGGUGAGUUCAACCUGAGCAAGAGCACCACAACAUCCCUGCAGCCUUGGAUGACCACCUGGAGUGCAACCACUCGGCGCACCACCACAGAGCCCAUUGCACAUCAUCCUGUCCCUGAAUGGCCUCCACAUCCACACACUGAGCAACCACCCACAACACAGCAAAGUACAACUAUUUGGUGGCAAACUACACCCAUCACCACAACCACAACUACUACUACAAGGCGACCGACAACCACUUGGCGCCCCGUGUCAGUCACCAGUGCCAUAGAGGAAAUGCAGCCCUCCGGUACCGGGCCCCAUCCAGGAGACUCAUGCCAGGGAAAUCAGAACUUCCCAUCCCCAGGCAAAUGCACUGCUUACCUGAGCUGUGUCAAUGGAAAACUGGUUGAGAAGCUUUGUGUGUCUGGACUACACUGGAACAAUGCAGCAGGGAUCUGUGACUGGAAGUGGAGUGCUAAAUGUAAACAAGGUCAAGCUCCUGGCACACCACCCUCUGGUCCUGGCGGCAAACCCUCCUAUCCCCCCAGUGGCCCACCCUCCGGCCCAGUCAGACCCCCCUCAGUCAGCAGACCCUCAGUUCGCCCCACGCAGACCCCCUUCCCUACCCGCAGCACCACAGAGGAACAGGAGGCACCCACCACCACCACCACUCGCCGAACCACCACUCAGUCCACCACUCCAACUUGGUGGUGGACUCCUCCCCCUUCCACUCCCCGCACCACUACCAAGUCCUGGUGGGUACCAUCUGCCAAACCCACCACCACUACUACUACUACCACUACCACCACCUUCACUACCAGCCGCCCUGCAGUCAUUGAUGUGGUUGACGUCCCCGCUGCACCACCAUCAGGGCCAUGCAAUGAAGGGCAGAGCACAGGUGUGCCGGGUGACUGUACAAAGUUCAAGCAGUGCCUCCAUGGUGUACUCCAAGUCCUCGAGUGUCCCGGAGGUUUGCACUGGAACGAGAGGAAGAAGAUGUGUGACUGGCCGCACAAUGCCAAGUGUUCAGGUCCCGUCACCCGCAAUCCAGAUGGCAUCCACAACCGGAAUAAGGGCCGGACACCUUGCAGUAAGGAGGGCCAGACCUACCCGGGGCCCCAAUGCACGGCCAGAGUGCGCUGCUCCCAGGGGUACUUUACUGUGGAGCUCUGCACUGGUGGGCUGGUGUGGAAUGAGAGAGACAAGGCUUGCACUCUCCCAUCUUCCGUCCCCAAAUGCUCUGAUGUUAUCCUCACACCCAAAGAUGAAGCCCUGCGACCAGCAGCCCCACCCUCUGCCGGCUCCCAGCUAGACAUCAGUAUGCCGUGUAGCGAAGGGACAUACAAGCACAACCCAAGGGACUGCUCGAUAUAUAUGAUUUGUGUGCAUGGACAAUGGCAAGAGUUCACCUGUCCUUCCGGCCUCGUAUGGGACAAAAGGAACAAGCGCUGUGACUGGCCAGAGACUGCCAAAUGCCAGGCAUCACAGGGCCUACCACCUGCCCAAGGAACCCCCGCCCCACAGCCACAGACUGAGCCGCCACAUGUCCCCACUCGCAGCCCAGCACUACCACCUGCCUCAGCACAACUGCCAUCAGCUGGCACCUCAUCAGAUUUCAGAGGAGACUUCAAGGUGGUGUGCUAUUUCACCAACUGGGCUUGGUACCGUAAUGGCAUUGGAAAGUAUAGACCUGAGGACAUUGACGCAAGCCUCUGCACUCACAUUGUGUAUGGGUUUGCUGUGCUGGACUAUUCCAACCUCAUCAUCAAGCCUCAUGACAGCUGGGCUGACAUUGAUAAUGACUUCUACGGCAAAGUUACGGCACUCAAGAAUCAGGGUAUCAAGGUCACUAUAGCUAUCGGUGGCUGGAACGACUCAGCUGGUGACAAGUACAGUCGUCUGGUCAACAAUCCUGCCGCUAGAGCCAAGUUCAUCACUCACGUCAUUGAAUUCAUCAAGAAAUACAACUUUGAUGGCCUUGAUCUGGACUGGGAGUAUCCAAAGUGCUGGCAGGUGGACUGCAACAAGGGUCCAGCCUCUGACAAGGCAGCAUUUGCCAGCUGGGUGAAGGAGCUCAGCAUUGCAUUCAAGCCUCAUGGUCUGCUUCUCUCCACCGCCGUCUCCCCGAGCAAGAAAGUCAUCGAUGCUGGAUACGAUGUGCCAACCAUCAACCAGUACAUGGACUGGAUUGCCGUCAUGACCUAUGACUUCCACGGCCACUGGGACAAGAAAACCGGCCAUGUUGCCCCAAUGUACUACCACCCACAGGAUGACUAUGACUACUUCAACAUGGACUACGCCAUCAGGUACUGGCUGCAGAAGGGCGCCACCAAGGACAAACUAGUGAUGGGUAUGCCACUAUAUGGUCAGUCCUUCACUCUCAACGAUCCAGCAGUGAACGGCCUCAACGCACCAGCACGCACAGGAGGCACAGCUGGACCAUUCACACGGGCUAGAGGUUUCCUGGCUUAUUAUGAGAUCUGUUACUUCAUUCAGAACAAUGGGUGGACAGUGGUGAAGGAUCCCGAGAACCGAAUGGGCCCAUAUGCCUACUCUGGGAAUCAGUGGGUCUCAUUUGAUGAUGUAGAGACAAUCAGACUGAAGUCGCAGUACAUCAGGGACAUGGGUCUUGCUGGCGGGAUGAUAUGGGCGCUGGACCUGGACGAUUUCAGGAACCGCUGUGGCCAAGGAAACCAUCCACUGCUCAGCGCCAUCAAGUCUAUCUUAGGAGAACCCAAAGCACCAGGCUACGUGGACUCCAAGCCUGCACACCACCCCGAAAUUAACACAAGGGUUCAAGGACCACCAAAAUCUAAGAAGUGCUUCAACAGUGCCUUGGGAACAAUCAAGUCUGUGGAAGUAAACCACCCGCCCAUCCAGCCUGACCAGUUCCUGCCUGAGGUACCAGGAGUCAGGCCGCCCCCAGGAGUGCCAGUUUGUGCCAAGAAGUGCUGGGAUCCUGACCUGGGUGUCAUAGUGGUGGAGAUGACCAAGUACCCGCCAGGCCGUCUAGAGCACACACAGCCCGUGGUGGAGAGAGUGGUGCCUGUGGUGGGUGCCACAAAGCCCCCAGGCAUGGAUGAGUGCAAGUGCUGGGACCCCAAUAAGGGAGUCACUAGAACCAAUGCUGUUGACCACCCACCCAUCCAGGAAGAACACUUCCUGCCUGAGAUACCUGGAGUACGGCCGCCCCCUGGAGUGGAAAGGUGCAAGCCAGGUGCCGUGUCUCCCCCAGGCUCCGUGUCUCCCCCAGGCUCUGUGUCUCCCCCAGGCUCUAGCUCUUUGCCAGACAGAAUUAUUGAAAAACCGUGCUGGAACCCCAUUGAGCGAAUGAAUUCUAAAGACACCAUUGCCAAUCACCCUCCCAUCCAGCCUGACCACUUCCUGCCUGAAGUUGCUGGAGUGCGGCCCAAAAUCUGUCCUCCUGGCACCAGGGAACAUCCCCCUCCCCCAGAUGGUUACAAGGUGGUGUGUUAUUUCACCAACUGGGCAUGGUACCGACAGGGUGAGGGCAAGUACUUGCCUGAGGACAUUGAUGUGGAUCUGUGCACCCACAUUGUGUAUGGCUUUGCAGUGCUCAACAACAACAAUCUCCUCAUCAAGCCUCAUGACACUUGGGCAGACUUUGACAACAAAUUCUAUGAAAAGGUGACAAAGCUGAAGGCAAAGGGAGUGAAGGUUCUCAUUGCUAUUGGUGGCUGGAAUGACUCACUGGGAGGCAAGUACAGCAGACUGGUGAAUAGUCCAGCCGCUCGAAAGAAGUUCAUUGACCAUGUGAUUCAGUUCAUCCAAAAGCACAACUUUGAUGGCCUGGACCUAGACUGGGAGUAUCCUGUAUGCUGGCAGGUGGACUGCAAGAAGGGACCAGCAUCGGACAAGGCUGGCUUCACUGAGUGGGUGAGGGAGCUAAAGGCAGCAUUCCAGCCUCUCGGUCUCCUGCUCUCUGCUGCCGUGUCCCCAAGCAACAAAGUCAUUGAUAUGGGUUAUGAUGUGCCAAUUCUGAGUCAGUACUUGGACUGGAUUGCUGUCAUGACCUACGACUACCACGGCCAGUGGGACAAGAAGACCGGCCACGUGUCCCCCAUGUUUGCCCACCCAGCCGACGACAACCUGGCCUUCAACACUAACUUCACCAUUCACUACUGGAUUGAGAAGGGCGCCCACCGACACAAGCUGGUGAUGGGCAUGCCAAUGUACGGCCAGUCCUUCACCCUCAGGGACACCACCAAGAAUGGACUCAACCAGCCAUCGUAUGGAGGUGGCGAGGCAGGACGCUACACCAGAGCACGAGGAUUCCUGGCUUACUAUGAGAUUUGCUACAAGAUCAAGAGCAGUCAGUGGACAGUGGUGCGGGAUCCUCUGGGCACAAUGGGGCCCUACGCUUACAAGGGGAAUCAGUGGGUCGGCUUUGAUGACGUCGAGACAAUAAGAUACAAGUCUGAGUGGAUCAAGAAGAUGGGUCUUGGUGGUGGCAUGAUCUGGGCGCUGGAUCUGGAUGACUUCAGGAAUCGGUGUGGUUGUGAGGCUCACCCUCUGUUGCGCACCAUCAACAGGUCCCUCCGUCCAUACUCCGUGCCAGACCCACAGUGCCCAAGGCUUGAAAAUUCUGGAGGCGUCCCUCCACCUGACACCUCAACCUCCAGACCAACACCAGCUCCUAUCACCUGGUGGAAGAAAACCACCACAGGGCCUACUACUCCCUACUGGCAGCCCAGCUCAACAGUUUCCACCAUUCCACCUUGGCAGGCAAGUGCCAGCACCUAUGCACCUUGGCAGACAAGUGCUAGCACCUAUGCACCUUGGCAGACAAGCGCCACCACCACUGCCAUUCAGCCAGCUCCCGAAGUUCAAUCCGGUGGCAAAUGCCAAGAGGGAGCCUACAGGAGAGAUCCAUCAGACUGCAGUAGAUACUUCCGCUGUGUUCAUGGUGCGGAGCAGGGUGUGACCUGUGCUCAUGGUCUGCACUGGGAUGAUGCCAAGAAAAUCUGUGACUGGAUAUCAAAGGUCAAGUGUACAGCAGGACCAGGAAGUGUGCCAACCUCUUCACCUGACAUCCACCGUAGCACAGAGUAUCCGACACAGCCACCCACACAACCCACACGGCCCACACAACCACCCACACAGCCCAGCUACGCACCUGCAGUAAUUGAAACUACAAGGGCACCUGAUAUUUGGCCAUCCUCAGGAACUUCCUCCACUACAGAUACCGGGUACAAGGUUGUGUGCUACUUCACCAACUGGGCGUGGUACAGACAGGGUCUUGGCAAAUACCGGCCAGAAGAUAUCGACCCAGACCUCUGCACUCACAUAGUGUAUGGAUUUGCAGUGUUGGACAGUACCAAUCUAAUAAUUAAACCUCAUGACACCUGGGCUGACUAUGACAACAAAUUCUACGCAAAGGUGACUGACUUCAAGCGGCGUGGUGUCAAGGUCACUCUUGCCAUUGGCGGGUGGAAUGACUCGCUGGGAGACAAGUACAGCCGGCUGGUGAACAAUCCUGCUGCAAGAGCCAAGUUCAUCGCUCACGUCAUAGAGUUCCUGAAGAAGCACAACUUUGAUGGUCUGGAUCUGGACUGGGAGUACCCUGUGUGCUGGCAGGUUGACUGCAGCAAAGGUCCGGCCUCAGACAAACAUGGUUUCUCAGCGUGGGUGAAGGAGUUACAUGACGCCUUUAAGCCACACGGCCUCCUACUUUCAGCUGCUGUGUCCCCAAGCUACAAGGUCAUUGAGGCAGGUUAUGAUGUUCCUGUCCUGAACCGUUACUUUGACUGGAUUGCUGUCAUGACCUAUGAUUACCACGGCCACUGGGACAAGGAGACUGGCCACGUGUCACCCAUGUUUGCCCACCCAGACGAUAAAGAGCCACUCUUCAACACCAACUCCACUAUUCACCUGUGGCUGGAGAAAGGAGCAGACCCCAAGAAGCUGAUCAUGGGCAUGCCACUGUAUGGACAAUCCUUCGGCCUGGGAUGGAAGGCUGAUGGUACAGGACUUAACCAGCAUGCACCACAGAAGGGAAGCGCUGGCCAGUUCACCAGGGCAGCUGGCUUCCUUGCAUACUAUGAGAUAUGCCACAAGGUCAAGCAAGGCUACACAGUGGUGAGGGAUCCGGCCGGCCGCAUGGGACCCUAUGCUUACUCCGGCAAGCAGUGGGUCAGCUUUGAUGAUGUGAACAUGAUUCGCUUCAAGUCUGAGUGGAUCAAGCGGAUGGGUCUCGGUGGUGGCAUGAUCUGGGCGCUGGAUCUGGAUGACUUCAGGAACCGGUGCGGGUGUGAGCCUCACCCUCUGCUGCGCACCAUCAACAGGGUCCUGCGUUCCUACCCCGUCCCUGACCCCAGAUGUGAACUAUGAUGAGCCAGAAGACAUACAAACAUUGAUACCGACGCCCACGUGCAUUGAAAAUUGAAUCAGUGCAAUGUGUCCCAAAAAUCCUAAAAACAAAGAAGUAUUAUUACAGAUACAUGUCUACUGGUGUGAUAAUUUGCAAAGAGAAUGAAUUAAUUUAACCUCAGUACUAUUAAAAUAUAAUUGACAUGAGGGACCAAAACAAUUUGCUCAAAGAAUUGUUCAAAAUUAAAAACUUGUAGUUUAGAAAAAUAUUGUUAAGAUAGCAUUUGGUUGUGCUCUCUUUGUAGCUUCUUGUUCAUCUGUUCAGGAAUACAGACCAGUGACCUAAUCCGGGCCGCCACUCACAUCCCAAGCUCUCUCCCCGGCCUGGCCUGUCCCCUACACUCUCUGCCGGGCUUGUUAUUGUUAUUUUUAUUAUUUAUUGUUUUGUUGCUUCUCUAGGUAACAUUGCUGUAUCAGUAGUUGUGUAUUGGGCACAAGUACAGCUCUUGUGGCAUUAUCUGUUAUUUAUCAAUAAAAUAUAUAUAAAAACA